Messenger RNA from Ilyonectria robusta, 1293 nucleotides. RefSeq names its product Intradiol ring-cleavage dioxygenase. The transcript is spliced from 2 exons. NCBI's taxonomy places the organism in Eukaryota, Fungi, Ascomycota, Sordariomycetes, Hypocreales, Nectriaceae. The record is from RefSeq and is a predicted model, not a curated record. Gene Ontology annotation, molecular function: oxidoreductase activity, acting on single donors with incorporation of molecular oxygen, incorporation of two atoms of oxygen; ferric iron binding. Bases 1 to 1167 code for a protein of 388 amino acids.
AUGGUCCGCCUCAACCUCCUUUCCCUCACCGGUCUGGGUCUCGCCACCCUCGCCGCCGCGCACCCAGGCGAAUCCCACAGCCAUCACCACAUGAAGCGCGAGAUUGCCGCCCGUGACAAUGCCGCUGCUGUUGGACGCCGCGCUCUAAACACCUGCUCGGAUGGCACCGGUGCCAAGGCGAUGAAGCGCCGUGCUGUUGAGCGCCGAGCGCAAAAGGUGCGGGAUCUGCGGAAGCGAAUGGGCAUCAAGACGCCGUCUAAGAAAUACCGCCGUGACUUGGCGGCGCUUGAGACUUGGGAGGAUGUCAACCACAACAUGACGGGUUCCGUCUCGUACGACAUGUUCACUCCCCUCGACGACAUCUUCGGCGCCAACUCCAGCUGCAUUCUGGCCCCCGAAGUCACGGAUGGCCCGUACUACAUCGUCGGCGAGAAGAUGCGCUCCAAUGUCAUUGAAUCGGAGUGGUGCGACGGAGUUCCCUUGUUCCUCGAGGUGCAGUACGUCGACGUCAGCAACUGCUCGCCCAUCCCUGCCGUGGCUAUCGACAUCUGGAACUGCAACGCCACUGGUAUUUACUCUGGAAUCAGCACCUCUGGCAACUACGCUGCCGAUGGGCUCAACAGCACGUACCUCCGAGGCAUCCAGUUGACGGACAAUGACGGCGUGGCCCAGUUCGAGACCAUCUUCCCCGGUCACUACGAGGGUCGUGCCACUCACACGCAUCUGCUCUCGCACAUGAACGCAACCGUCCAGUCUAACGGCACCAUCUCCGUGUGGGAUGCCCCGGUAUCUCACAUUGGCCAGCUCUUCUGGCCCGAGACUCUCCGAUCUGCCGUGGAGGAGCUGUCUCCCUACAACACCAACGAGCAGGCCAUCACCACCAACGAGGAAGACAUGUGGUCGAUUGUUCAAACUGACGACUCCUACGACCCCUUCCCUCAAUUUGUGUACCUUGGCGAUGACCUGCAGGACGGCCUGUUUGCCUGGAUCCAGAUUGGCAUUAACGGCUCCGUCGACUAUACCACUGACGACUACUACAACAUUGCCGGUUACCUUGAUGAGGACGGUGGCCAUGCUUCCUCCGGCUCCGUUGGUGGCGCUCCUAGUGGUGGUGAAGGCAACGGAACAUUCAGCGGGACUCCUCCUUCUGGUUCCGGAGCUCCUUAGAAAGGGAAACUUUGAAGUUUUAGAUUUUAGAUGUAACACCUCAAGGGAUUGCAAAUAGAUGAUACAGUUGUACAUACAGGGUGCUCGUUUCAGAGACCCUUACAGUUGGAAAUAUUGUUCUGCCGG